This is a messenger RNA of Harpia harpyja (harpy eagle), 13577 nucleotides long. It is a transcript of the gene OTUD7A, whose product is annotated as OTU deubiquitinase 7A. Bases 736 to 3543 code for a protein of 935 amino acids. Gene Ontology annotation, molecular function: zinc ion binding; cysteine-type deubiquitinase activity; K63-linked polyubiquitin modification-dependent protein binding. The transcript is spliced from 16 exons. The record is from RefSeq and is a predicted model, not a curated record. Lineage: Eukaryota; Metazoa; Chordata; Aves; Accipitriformes; Accipitridae. Gene Ontology annotation, cellular component: cytoplasm; nucleus. Gene Ontology annotation, biological process: protein K48-linked deubiquitination; protein deubiquitination involved in ubiquitin-dependent protein catabolic process; protein K63-linked deubiquitination.
GUCUCCCGGUGCCGUCUGCAGGGCGGGCGAGAGGCGGCCGCUCCGCCGGGCAGCGCGGGCGGGUGGACAGCGGUGACGGAAAGCGGCAGCUGGGGGGGACGGCAGCGGCAGCGCUGGGUUGACUCGCCCCCCUCCCCCCCCCCUCCCCCCCCGCCUCCCCAGCCGGAGGAAGAUGGAGCUCGGUUAGUAAGGGCUUGCGGGAGGAGCGGCGGGAGCAGGCACAUGAUACUGCAGAGCUUCAGGAUCAGAAGUAAAAUCAGCUGGACAGUUGCCUCCUGCCUUCCUAAAUAGGUAAACAUAUUAGAAACAGGGGCCUACCUCCCUCAUUCCUGGAGAAAGUGGGUUUAGUGGUGUGGAUGCCUGCCUCAUUUGCUUCACCAAAAUGAGAUAGGGCAUGCAGGAGAGAAAGGAGAUUUCUGCAAGUAGAACCUACCAUGAUUUCUCAGGGGACAAAAUUUUGCUUAUUCAUACCUUCUACUGUGGCAAAAACGGAUUAUUUUCCUCACCAAAAACCAGCAGCAUAACGCCCAUCUGACACAUGCCUCAAGGAACUCUUAUUUAAAGUCUGUUGUAAUUUAUUUCUCUGUAGCUGUGGUACAAGCAAGAGCCAACCAAUAUCGUCUGCUACCAGUAGGAAAUCUCCAUGCUAGUCCUUACCCUUGGCAUGUGGUAAAGUUGCAACUGAGCCUGUGAGGAGGAAUUAACAGGAAAAAUCUAAUUCAUGUUUAAAGAUGGAUGCCUUCUAGUCAACCAGUGAGUCCUGCUGCUGCUGCAUGUCUGGCAGCAUCUCUGAAUGAUCACAUGACUCUUGAUAUGGAUGCGGUCCUGUCAGACUUUGUUCGGUCCACAGGGGCAGAACCAGGUCUGGCAAGAGACUUACUGGAAGGCAAAAAUUGGGACUUGACAGCAGCUUUGAAUGACUAUGAGCAGCUCCGGCAGGUACACACCGCCAACCUGCCACAGGUGUUCAAUGAGGGCAAAUACUACAAGCAGCAGGAGCCAGAGCAGCCUCCCCAGGUGACGAAGGCUGAGCGACCCUGCCUGCAAAGGCAGGAUGACAUUGCUCAAGAAAAGCGUCUUUCCAGAGGUAUUUCUCAUGCCAGUUCAGCCAUAGUCUCCCUUGCUCGAUCACAUGUAGCAAAUGAGUGCAGCAAUGAACAGUUUCCUUUGGAGAUGCCCAUCUACACAUUCCAGCUACCAGACCUUAGCGUGUACAGUGAAGAUUUCAGAAGCUUCAUUGAACGUGACUUAAUUGAGCAGGCAACAAUGGUUGCUUUGGAGCAAGCAGGACGACUGAAUUGGUGGUCCACAGUGUGUACAAGCUGCAAACGUCUUCUUCCCUUGGCUACAACAGGUGAUGGAAACUGCCUCUUGCAUGCUGCAUCUUUAGGGAUGUGGGGAUUUCAUGAUCGGGACCUUGUUUUACGUAAAGCACUCUAUACUAUGAUGAGAAGUGGAGCUGAAAGGGAAGCACUGAAAAGAAGAUGGAGAUGGCAACAGACCCAGCAGAAUAAGGAGUCAGGUUUAGUGUAUACAGAAGAAGAAUGGGAACGGGAGUGGAAUGAACUACUUAAACUGGCAUCAAGUGAGCCUCGUACACAUUUCAGCAAAAAUGGAGGCACUGGUGGUAGAGUUGAUAAUUCAGAAGAUCCAGUGUAUGAGAGCUUAGAAGAGUUCCAUGUUUUUGUCUUAGCCCAUAUUUUGAGAAGACCUAUUGUUGUAGUAGCAGACACAAUGUUACGAGACUCAGGGGGAGAAGCAUUUGCACCUAUACCAUUUGGAGGAAUUUAUUUACCACUUGAAGUUCUACCUAACAGAUGCCAUUGCUCACCUCUUGUGCUAGCCUAUGAUCAGGCCCAUUUCUCUGCUCUUGUUUCCAUGGAACAAAAAGAUCAACAGAGAGAGCAAGCGGUGAUCCCUCUGACUGACUCUGAACACAAGUUACUGCCUUUGCACUUUGCGGUCGAUCCUGGGAAAGACUGGGAGUGGGGAAAAGAUGACAACGAUAACACCAGACUGGCCAAUUUGAUUCUGUCUCUUGAGGCAAAGCUUAAUCUUCUACACAGCUAUAUGAAUGUAACAUGGAUACGCAUACCAUCUGAGACACGGCAGGCCCCUUUGGCUCAACCAGAAUCCCCUACAGCUUCAGCUGGGGAAGACGUUCAGUCUCUGGCUGACUCAAUGGACUCGGACCGAGACUCCAUCUGUAGUAAUUCCAAUGGCAAUAAUGGCAAAAACAGUAAAGAAAAAGAAAAGGACAAACAGAGGAAGGAUAAAGACAAAACCAGGACGGAUUCAGUUGCCAAUAAAAUAGGAAGCCUCAGUAAAACCCUGGGAAUUAAACUGAAAAAGAAUAUGGGUGGUCUUGGAGGCCUGGUGCAUGGCAAAAUGAGCAGAGCCAAUUCAGGAAAUGGAAAAAAUGGUGACACGGUAGAGAAAGUCAAAGAGAAGAAGUCUAAGUCUCGAAAAGGGAGCAAAGAGGAAUCUGGACAGUCUGCGAGCACUUCUCCAUCCGAAAAGACCACUCCAUCUCCAACUGACAGAGCUAGCAACUCACCCAUUGAAAAGAUGAACACUAAAUCCUUCUCUGACAAGCAGUCUGACCCAUGGAAGUACAGCACUGAUGUGAAACUCAGCCUAAAUAUUUUGAGAGCUGCCAUGCAGGGUGAACGAAAGUUUAUUUUUGCUGGCCUUCUUUUGACCAGUCAUAGGCAUCAGUUCCACGAGGAGAUGAUAGGCUAUUACCUGACCAGUGCACAGGAGCGUUUCAAUGCGGAACAAGAACAGAAAAGAAAGGAUGCUGAGAAAAAGGCUGCACUGAAUGGGUCAUCUAGUAGGAAGCUGGAGCCAGAAGCAUAUUCAAAAGAAAAAUUAGAAACAUCUCCUCAGGAUAGGGCAUCACCCGUCUUGCCUCAAAGCCAUACAACUCAGCUGGUUUUAAAAUUUAAAGAUCGCACUAGUCCCACUCCUGGGUCAUUUUCUUCACCUAGUAAUGGUGCUAAGAAAAGUGGACCCGUUCCGGUAUCUGCCCACUAUAGCCAUACACCACCUGUUCAAAGACAAAGUGUCAUCCAUUUGCAUGAUGUCAACUCCAAGCCAUCGAGCUUCCAAGAUGAUACCUACAAGCCAGUGGUUGGCACCUUAAAAACCUGUGCCACCUAUCCCCAACAAAACAGAUCACUGUCUUCUCAAAGCUAUAGCCCAGCCCGGAUAUCCGGUAUCCGUACAGUGAACACAGUGGAAUCGCUGAGCUAUGCCAUGCCUACUGAACACAAGUCUCAGACAUACACAAAUGGAUUCAAUACCGGCGAUAUUAGAGACUGCUUAGAAUAUGCUGAUGAGGAUGCUCCUCAGACCUGGUUGAACAAUGAUAAAAAUCAAGGCAGAAGCACAGUUUGCCCAUUAUAUUCCAUCCAGCAGAACCGCUGUAAGAAGGAGAACUGUUCCUUUUAUGGUCGUCCUGAGACUGAAAAUUACUGUUCAUACUGCUACAAAGAAGAGUUAAAACGCAGGGAGAGAGAAAGCAAGGGACACAGGCAUUGAGGAUUCUUCCGUGACUACUUAGUUUUACCAUUUUCUUACUUACAAAGUAAACAGUGUUGAAUUGCAGUAAAAGGAAUCCUUAAAAAAAGAAUAAAGGAUUGAUGAGUAAAUAGUGUCUAGCUUUUCGCUUUUCUGGGGCAAUGAGGAAAUAAUGAGAUUAAUUUAUCAUAAAAAAAAAUAUUAUUUUCCAUUUUGUCAGUGUCUUUUUUACAUAUACUGGUAAGCUGAAGGGUUGUUUACUCCUUUGUCAGUGCUGUGUAUAUGUUUGGUCAAAAAUUUACUAAUGGUGCCUGAAUUUACACUGACAUCACUCAGGUAGUAGAAUGAUAGGGAAAAGUCAUAAUAUCGGAGAUGUGGUGUUGUAGUAAGGUAGUAUCUGCCUUGCAGACAUUUGAAAUUCUAUAGCUAUUAUGAGAGUAUUUUUUCCUCGGUAAAACCUAAAUUUUUCAUAGCCUUUUUUUUCAGAAGGGUAGUGAUUUUGCAUACUGCACAUUUUUAACAUGGCAGCAUAUUGCAUUACUACUAAUGUUUGUACUCACUUCCGUCUGAAUGAUUCUGGGAAAAUGGGAGUGAAAGGUCUGAAUUCAUGAGGGCUGUAGCUCUUCCUGAUUUUAAGUUCUUACCAGUUAUUUCUACAUUUCCAUAAAAAAAGUAGAUUUGAGCCACUUUUAUUUGUACUGAAUUUUUAAACAGGUUUUAUAAAAAAUACGUUACGACUUCCAAGACUUCACGUCGCAAAAAAAACGCACACAGUAUAGUUUUGGGCACCUGAAUUUCAGUAGUAUUUUCAUUGCUGUUAAAAUUAAGAGAAAUUUUUAAACAAAAUUUAAAAUAUAAAAAUUUUAUUAGAUGUGGGAAAUUUGAUCAACAGCUAGGAAAUUAGGAUCAUUUUAGAGCUGAACGAACUGCUUGUCAAAACAAAUGUAUUGCAUCAAUUGAUUCCCUUAGCCAUUGCAUGAAUUUAAUCAUUAUAUAUUUAUUUCUCUCUCAACAUUAUCGAGUGAUAGUUACUGCAAACGUAACUACUUCUGAGCCUUUCUUGAAGACUGUUGGCUCCACCUAUUUUUGAGUCUUCUCCUAGAGUGAGUUAUGUACCCACCAGGAGGUUCCAAGAUGGCUAUAAAAUACCUCCAGUAUGAAUGGCAACUCCUAGCACAGAUUUGCACAAGUCUGAUAUCCAAAUAUUUACAUAAGUAUUUGCAAUAUUUUUGAAAAUAAAACUUUCCUUAUAGAAACAUUUCUGUAAAGCAGACACCACAAAUACUGUUACAGUAGAUGCAUGACAUUAGGAAGUUUUCUUGAAUAUAGUACUUGCUGGCUUUCCACCCCUCCAGCAUCAACUGGCAUAAUGUAGUAAGAAUAGAUAUUUAGUGUUCUUACACUUGUAAUCAAUGGCUCAUUACUGUCUACCCACAUUUUUUUUUUUAAAAAGAGCUCAUUUUCCACAAAUAGGUGAAGUACUGCCUUCAAGACUGCUUACUCUGCCACCUAAAGGUGCAGAACAUGAGUUCUGCCUUACUCAUUAUGGAACAGCACUUUUCUGGUCCGCACAGGAAAGAUUCUUUGCCAACGAAUCUUUGUUUCUGAUUCUUUUCUGCUGUACCCCAAUUUUUACUCUUGACAUGGGUGGCACCAUUUCACUUGUGUACAGUUAAUCCUAGUUAGCCUUGAAACCAAGCCUGAAAUAGCCUGUGAAACAAGAUCCACAAACUUAACGCUGACGUGUGCUGGCUUUCAGGAAAAGUACGUAAGCUUUUGCUAAUGUCCCACUGAAAUUUGUGGAACUGAGCACAUACUUAAAAUUGACCAUAUCUUUAGGUUUUCUGCUGAAUGGGAGGUUAAAAGAAUAGUUUCAAAAUAAGUCCAUUAGCCACUCCUAAAAAGUCAUGGUCUUUACCACAUUAGCUGUUCCAUGAAUCCAGACCUGUACUUUGUAUUUCUUGCCGUAUACUGAGCAUACGCUGAAUGUUACUGAAUUUGCAUUCCUUCAUAAAAGGGAAUUAUUGGUAUGCAUAAUGAGAGGUUAAUACUCCAUGUGACUUCUGUCCUCAAGGUAAGCACAUUCUAAAACCCAUGUCUCUGGUUGCGUACACUGGAAAGCAGUGCCCAUUUUUGGUUAACUUGUGAUUACAUGUAAGUUGUCAUUGCCAAAGAAAUCUGUGACUGCAGAUUAUGCUAAAACAAGCCAGAUCAUGUUAAAACAAAUAUCAUACUUGAUUGUACUUGUUGCUGAGACUGAGAAAACUGACGGGAUAAAACUUUAUGAAAAAAAAAGAAAUAUUUAAGAAUUCUUAGAGCCUUAGAGUAGCAGUAGCAUUUGAUACUCUGAGAAUUGCUUCUAUGUAAAGUUGUGCUUAAGAAAUAUUAUAUUAGCAGCAAAUUACAUCAGCCCGUGUAUUUAAGUCAGUUGUAUCCUUUCUGAAUGAGGAAAAAACUAACAGCACAUAUGUAAAAAUAAGCAAUUACCAUGAGAAUUUGCAGUUUCCCAUUUUUCAAAGGACUUGUUUCUAUAAUAUGUUUUUAAGAUCUACUACUCACAAAAGAAAGAGGUUUACAGCUGGUCAAUAUUUAGAUAGAUUACUCUCUUCUAAAUUAUUGAAUAGAUUGUACCUGUAUGUUAGAUUAUUUUGAAAAAGUAAUUGGUCUUCUGAAUAAUAAUGGGCUUGCCUGUAUAGGAUACCAAACUUCAGUGUUCACUAUCAUCCUCGAGUCACUCGGAUAUUUCCAUAAAUAUUUACCACUAUUGGAUUGCUCAUUUUAAAAUAUCUGUUGUAUGAAAUACUGACAGAAUACUUUUUAGUCGUGCCUGUUACCUCAGAAUCCUUUUCUUGGUAUUUUUUGAAUAAUUUGCUCAAUAUUGCUGUUUUCUUUUAGAACUCGUCAAAUAUCCCACUAUUCUCUUGUCCCUUAACAUUUAAUAUUGAAAAGAAGUUGCAGGCCUACAACGCAAUUUGCCAGUUAAAAUCUACCCGUCUUCCUAGUAGUUGUCCUUUUUUUCUGGAUAAGUAAUACUGUGAUUUUUUUUUUUUUUUUUUUUUUUUAGUUUUUUAUUUCUGAGCUAUUUGUGGCAGUUGUCUAAAGGGGAUACCAUAGUUGGUUUUAAACAGUCCAGACAUGCAGAAACAGCGCCUCUUCCUGAAGAAGUGAUUGUCCCAUUAAAAGAAGAGCCUAGCUAUAAGAGGAAAUUUUCUACCUAUUUUUUUCAGAGAGAAUUCCCAACUGCUACUGAGUUGCAUUCACCAGCACUGAAAGGAGUUGUGUCCUUCCUUAGCUAGGUGUGAGAGGGAAUAACCUUCAAAUGUAUUUUUCUGUUGCACUAAGUGGCUAACCUUUGACUGCUCUUUUGGUUUAUUUUUCCUUACGUUGAAAGCAAACGUAGCCCACAGGCCAGUAAGUCCUUUGCCGUGCCUGAUCUGCACUCUCUAAACCUUUCAGAGUUUGUUAUUGUUACCACUUAGUCCCAGCUGUACAGAAAACAGUUUUGGUUUUGGAGGACCCUAUUCGUUUCUUCUGUUAGCUUAAGUGGCUGCAAUAUACAUGCAUAUUUUUGCAUUUGUAUGUGCUCUUUUCCCCUCUUUCCUUGAUAGUGAUUCAACAGUUAUCACUGUUGUCGAGAUUUCAAAAGUACAGACUAAAUCCUGGGUAGGCUACACCUUCCCAGAACAGAUCCAAAACUAUCGGGAGAUAUUUAGGUUGGAGGAAGCUGGAAUUUUUUUAAUGUGUGAAUGUGCAGUUUUUCUAAUUUAAAAAAGGCUUAAACCUAUUAUGCUAUUUUUUUACUUUUGUUCAUAAACUCUGAUACAAAGGUCUGUUCGUAACAGAGGACACCUGUAAUACAUAAUGGGUUUCAGUCACACUUUAUAUUAAAGUUCCAUUUAAAAUGCUUUAUAAAGAGUUAAUAAACUAUUGCUAGACUUUACAAGUAUUUUUUCAGACGUGGGUAUCAGUUGUAGCUAACAACAUAUGGCUAACAAGCAGCUCAUUCAGAAGAAGGUGGUGUGGAUUAUCAAAAGUAAUGAGAUAUUUUGGAUUUUAAAACAAUUGAUUAACGUUUUCUUAUUACGGUUCAUUAAGCUUUAUAAAUGCAAUGGAAACAUAGUGUGUGUCCCAGCUUUCUUUAGCAAUUAGUUCCUUCUUCCUAAGUCAAAGGUAACAUUAAGGGGAUCAGUGAAAGAAAGAUGCCGUACUUGGAAAGUUUUGUGUUGCUCAUUUCUUAAGAAGUCUAAAGAGGCCAAGUGAAGUCUUCAGAGUCAUCUUUUCUAAAAUUGUAAAACUCAUGAUGUGAGCAGUAUUACUUGAUACAGAAAGCACCAAGAGACGCUUAAUGUGGAUUUGCGCACCAUUUGACUGCAGAUCAAAGCAGUCUGUUGAGGCAAUAUCAGUCCUUGUACAUAUAGGCAUAUUCAGGGUAAUCUACUUCUCGUGUGAUGAAUGUGUAGAUAUCAAAAAAUGCACAGCACAGAUCUGACAAAAUACUGCCCUCUAACUCUCUGAUUCUGCAAACAGUUACACUGGUGCUCAGCUUCACCAAUAUGAAUAGUCCCCCUGACAGCAAGGAGACUGCUUAUUUUCAGAAACUUAACAUAACUGUUAAGAAAAAGCAGAAAUGUUUGUGGGAUCAAGGCCUGAGCCUUUAGCCAGUGUUUGUUCCCCUCAGGCUGCCUGACGUUACUCUUCCAGUGAGAGAAUCGAUGAGAAUGUUGCCUGAGGAGUACAGGGAAGCCUUAGGCCUCUUUGGGCUAAAUCUGCUGUCCUCUGAAGUCUGUGGACAGAAUCCCAUUAGUAAUGGGGGCCUUAAAUCAGGUGCUUCAUGGACACACAAAAUACUUGCAAGCUGGACGUGAAAGUAAAGUAUAAGCCAGUAAGGGAGUAAGGUCUUCGUAACACUGGGAAUGUUUUGCACAGGUAAAAAACCCAUAUGUUAAUAGAAACCACAGUAAUCUCAAAUAAACAUAGGUCCAGAGAAGCAAAAUAACUGAUGCUGAUUGUAGAUGGCUUUUCAGCUUAGUGUUUUCUAAGUCUCUGUCAGUGUAUUUGAAGAGUAUUUGUUUUAGGGUAUGGCAGCUUACGCAGAGGAUCACCAAACAGUAUAUAGCAUAGAAUUUAAAUUAUUUCAGUAACAGACACUAGUAUCUAUUUUAAUUUGCACAUUAAUUUCCAGUGUAUAUGACUAAAAUACUAUGUUGUUAAAAAUGAGAGGAAAACAACACAAAGGUGUUUGUAAGUAUGUUCUGUUUGUAGUCUUAAGGCUGUAUUAUGUUGGAAUUUUACAAGCCAAGUUUAAAUUGUAAUAUAGAAAUUAUUUUUAUAUUAUUUUCGAAAUAUGCUACAGAGCAAUAUUUUGCGCCUUUAUUAUAAACAGGGUCAUCAUUUUAGUAGGUUACCUUCAGAAAUGCUGGUAGAAAUUAAUGAUGAAAAGAAAGCUUUGUAAAUGUACUUGUUGUUUCUAACUGCUCUGUCUGUUGUGCACAUCUACGUCUAAUGCGAGUUGAAUAUACAAAUUUUUAAUUGAAAAGCUUUAAAUUUUUCUUUAUAUAUUUUGGUACAACACUAUCGCUCCCUAUUUAAUUCCACUCUUCCUUCCAGUCCCUACCAAUAGCCACUUUUAUAAGCAGCUUCUGAAUAAACAUUCAUCUGGAAAGUUUUCUUACCAAAUGAAACAUUUCUGCACAGAUAUUGAUUGACUUGGGACAUUCAUAAUAUACCCUGAAUCCAUUGGAGUAGGAUUACUUUGCUUCUUUAAAAAACAGAAUCAAAAAUUUAUUAUUCCUUCAAAAUUAAAAUCAAGAAUUAAUAGUGCAAUCAUUUAGCAUCUGUGGGAAGAAAGUCACUCUAGAUCAUACAAAUGUCAUCCUCUAACUGGCAGAUACAUUGUCUCUUUAUAUCAAAUAUGCAUUAGCUUCUUGCAGAUUAAAGUGUUCAGAUUUUAUUUCUUCAUAGUUCUUUGUACUCUACAUAUCAAUUACUGAUGAACUGUGCAAAAAAGACUUCGCAAACUAAUGCAUGUGUUGUUAGGAGUCAGCGUAGUUCUUAAAAUUCCAUAACUUUCAUGGUUUAGUUUGUUGGGGUUGGUUUGCUUGUUUAAGAAUUACUAUCAAGGUAUGUACUGCAACCAAAAUUUUCAAAUCUGGAUAGCUAACUUUAAGAUUCUGCAUCUAGGGUUCUCCUGAUAAAUAGACUGGUUUUGAGAUGUACUAAGCAUCAAUUUCUGUGGGAGCAAAAGCUCUUUCUUGGUUUCAGAAAAUCAAGUGAGCAUUACUCCAACACAUAUUCAGGGCUUUUCCUUAUUAGUCUACGCUUCAGUCAAUGGAAUUUACAUUUUCUCUUCGGCAAUUUUUCCAUGUGUGAACAAAUAAUUGGGCUUAUUCAUAAAGUGAUUGCUUGAGCAUGGAGAGACUUGCCUUGUACCAAAACACCAUAUAAUUGUCCAUUUAACUGUUGUGUUCUUAAUGGGGCUAGUGUAUUCCACUGAUUUCUGGGGGGAUAUAAGACCUUUUUUUUCUUGGAUAUCAUGAUCACUCUGUUUUGUUUGUUUGUUUUUCCUCUCGAGUGAAUAUGCUGUUCUGAUUGCUGUUUUAUCUCCCAUUACCUGAAUGCAUGUACUGUACCAAAAGAAUUGAAAUGGCUGAUGCACAUUUGCACUGUGGAACACGCGAUAUGGGUAAAAGCUACCGUGUUCCAAACAGCCUUAAAAGUAUGACUCUCUGGGGACUGAGAGUCAUUUAACUGGAUGCAGCCUCUGUCCCACUUCCUCAUUUAACCAUGACUGUAAAACACUCUAGCCUGCUGUAGUCUAUGUAACUGUAUGCAUAUUCAUCUGAGUAACCUGUAAUCUCAAAAGAAAUUUUUCUUUAAAAAUAUGUAAUUCUUUAAGUGUUAGUGUGUCAGGAAGCCUUAGUCAAAAGAGGAGAUGGGGUAAAAAUAGAGAGAUGGUGGUAGCUAGCAGAGUAACCAUGGCACCAAAAUACUGAAAAAAGGGAAAAUAUUUAAGAUGUGUCAAAAACUAUUUCCUGUCAAGACUGGAAGUUUUGUAGAUCUUCCUGUACUCUGAGAAGACAGAGAAAUGUUGUUUUGCCAUUCAUCUCUGCAUUUAACAUAGUCUCUUACUUUGUUGUGGAGGUUUGCUGUUGGGGAAGGGAGAGAAAAAUUGCAGGUUUUCUUCCCUUCUUAAACAAAGCAAAUUCUACUGUAGUGGCAAAAUCACCUGAGAUUGCAAAAAUAUGAUCCAAUGCUAGGACUAAACAGUGCCUAACUCCUGGGUGUGAGUUGUGUAUUUCAUUUUCAUUUUGCCCCUUUCAAAUGUUUUCUUUAAAAAGGGGGGAGGGAGGGGAGUUUAAAGAAUAAGCUUGCACAAUAGUGACCCAGUUCUUUCUUUGUUCAUGUGAGAAAUCAAUAUAAACAUGAAAAUGGAAUUACAGUGGAUUUGCACUUUCCCCCCUCAGGCAAGCUGAGAGGUAAAAGCCACCUUUUUAGGUAAAGCCCAUGUAACUGCUUUGCCACAGAAUAAAGUUAGAACCCCUUGGCACAGAAACUUUGCCUGAUGAAGCUUGACAGUAUGUCAGGAGCCUGAGAGCCGUGGCCAACCUAGCCAAAAUGGAGCAAGUCUGGUCAUUCUUGCCUUUAAAAAAAAGAUACAGUUCAUUCUGGCCCGUGGUGUCUGAAGAGUAUCUUUGCAGUAAAGAUUAAGUGGAACGCUGCCUUGUUGUCAUUUGCCUCCAGGUUUAAGUAACACAAAGCGUCUUCGCCAUGCUUUUGGUUAAAAUACGCAGGAGAUGUGGUAGCAAAACAUGGCCUCUCAGGCGCAGAGAAUGCCCUAUGUCUCCUUUUAACGGGCUUGCAAUCAGGUAUGAAUUGAAACACAGCCAUGUGGGCGUGAUAGAAGCGCUCUUGUCUCUAAACUUUGCAAAUUGUGUGCACUUAUGUUUUAAUACUAACAGAAAUUAAGCAAUGAUUUUAUUGUUUAUUUGCUCAAGAUUCUGAGUACUGUAAAUACAGUCUUUGUAUAAUGCACAUAGUACAUGUACAGUACAAAAAAUGCUUUUCCCUUGGAGAUGCUCAAAGAGCUUUGCACGCACAUGAUACCAAUCUCUGUUCAUUUACCAUAAGCCAAGGAAAACAAACAGGAUUUAAGACUAGAUUAAAUAAUGAAUGGAAUUAGCCACAUAGACCUAAGCAGCUAGGAGUUCCCAACCAUAGUAUUGCAGGCCAGCUUUGACAGUUUUGUAUAAAACUCUAUCCCAAUGAUCUAGAUUAGUUUUGUGCUAUUUCCUGGGGAGGAGCAAUUACUACUGUGUCUUUUCCAAGCCCAUUGCUCUUACCCUGCUAACUCCGUGUUGCAUUUGUAAUGUGCCAGUCUUACCAUGAUUCAGCUAUGAAUCACGUUUUCAAAUCUCGUAGAGCUCUUGUUUUCUUACUGGAAUCUGUCUAGAGCUUUAUUUUGCAUUCAAUUUUAAGACAUAAAAUACAGUUAGAAACUUUUCAUAAUGCCUUGAAGUUGACUGUUGUGUGGCUGAAAGACUUUGUUCUCCUUGGAAGGCCUUGUUCUUCCUCAUUGGUUCUUGUAGUUGAAUGAAACAUUGAAAAUAUCAGUGCUGUUUACAUGUAUUUCUGCCAUUUGGUAUACUUUAUCUUUUUUGUUACACAAUUCUGUGUUGUUAAAACCCAAUGCCUCUCAGAUGCAGGCAAAUCUUGAAGGACAGUCUGAAUUAUUAUACACAAAAGGUGUAUGUAGCUAAUUCAUCAUAACUUUACUAUUGUAUAAUAUGCCCUCCCCAAAUUGUUUGUACAUCUUUUUCUGUUCCUAACAUUUUUUUCUUUCAUCUUCUACUUCCUUGGACAAAUUCUAAAGCUCUUUGUCCUUAAAGCCUGUGGUAGGUUUUCCAAUAAAGACGACUUGGCUUUCUCAGUUCAGUUUGCAUAUAGAGUGGCUUGUCUCCCAAAAACAGACUUAAAAGAACACAGAUGUCACACCCUUAGUUUAUAGAAGUUCAUUUACUCAUUAACUGAGUGUCUCUGUUUAAUUAUAACCAAAGCUAAUUAUAUAAAGUUUAAAAAAUCAGGACAGGUAAUAUGACUCUUUCUAAUAACCUAGCAAACUCAGCAUUUUUAAAACAGUAGAAAUGUACAAUAAAUGUAUUUGUACUUGAAGUCCAUAUUUCAAAGAAAGAUAGUAGUUGGCUGUCACUGGGGCUUAAGUAAAUGUUAAUAAGGAAUAAAGCAAGUCUCACUGAUUUUUGUUGGCUAAGAAUUCAACUUCUUCGUAGUCAUACCAUCCUCAUUUUUCAGAGUCUGAGUUUGGGUUUCUUGUUGUUUUCUGUAAGUUCAUACUAUUUUAACAAAGAUUGAUUUAGGAUUUCAAUAAACAAUAUAACAGAUGUAUCAGAAAUUUAUUUAAAGCUGAAGUUACUUUUCAGGUUUCUCUGUGUUUGACCAUUUUCGUGCAAAACUGUUAUCCCAUGUAAAAGGAGUAAAUUUAUCUUUUCCCAGUCCCUUCCCUAUUCAUAAUUUAAAGAUGCGAUUGGUUGCAGUCACUUUUGUCUGCAGACAAAACAGUUGAUUGUUUUUAAGCUGACUGCCAUAUCAUGUUUAAAUCCAUUGUUCAAAAGAAACAGGAGCAUUAAUUAACGUUAAAGGAUAAUGAAUAUUUCUUCUUGUGAAAAGUGUGAGUUCUUGAGAACCUUUUCUACAUGCAGUUUUCAUUCAAAUUCAAUUUAAAUGUCAUUUUUAAUCUGAUCCAUACUUUGACAAAGAUGAUGUGUAAGAGCUGUUUUUAGCAGUUGGAUUGUUACUUUGUAAAGUAUUAAAGCACUAAACCAAUUUUUGCAAUAGGUAGUAAAACUUGCUUUUGUUUUGAAAAACUUCCAGUUAUAACUGUCGCACUUUUUAUAGCAGAACUGUAUUUAAUUUCUUUCUUUUAUGAAAGAUUACUCAAAGUAACUGAUAGCUCUGUAAUCUGUGUGGAUUGGCUUCUCCAUUAUUUGAAACUGAGAGAAGCUAUAAUGCCUAUUCAAUAAAAUUAACUUAUUUCUAAAGUA